AGCUUAGCCGCAACAGCCGCUUAUCCGACGCGCUUCCGAUCGGAACCUUCAAUCAUCAUUCUCACUCCUCUCCUACACUCGCCAAGCGCUUCGUCCCCCCGCCCGCGUUAUCCAUUCCGAUCCUACAUCCGCCAGUACUAGGAACGUGGAAUUCGUUGACAGAAACAAGUGCCAUGAACAGCCCUGAAGACCAUCCGACACACGCGUCAGCGGACGGAGACACCAACAAUCGCCGUCAACGAGUCAAGCAUGCUUGUGAUCCCUGCAAGAAAAGGAAACGACGUUGCAAUGGAGAACAGCCAUGUGCUACUUGUAUCAAGUACGAAUAUAAAUGCUAUUUUGAAGCUGUACAAAGGAAACGACGGAGUCGACAACCGGAUGGUUUACAAAGCGACGGAUCACCUCCGGCGGGGGCCAUACUUCCAGUCACAAGUCCAGAAGUCGAAAGAGAGGUAACAUCAACAACUGGAACAACACCCAGAGAAGCGAACUCUGGCGCUGCAUUUGCUCAACUUCUCCGUAAUAGGCUGGAACCACGCCAAGCAGACACGCCAAAUGCUCGAACCCCGUCAUGGAGCAUUCAUAUGAGUGAGGAACAGCAAGAGCUGCCAUCCGAACUUACACGAAUCAUGUCAAAAGAACAGAUGGAAAGACUAGCGGAGUCUUACUUCACAACAAUCCAUCAACUUUACGGAUUCUUAAACCGUGACGUGUUUGAUGCCAAGGUUGAGGACCGGUGGAACAUGAUCUAUGUUCCAGAUCCAUAUGAUUCCAUUCUGUGUGGCGUUGCAGCUCUUGGUUCACAAUACCUUGGCGAACCUUCAAAAUCACUGGAAAUUGCUCUUGUUGACUGUGCCAAGAGGAUACUGGAGAUCACAAGUGCGUCCAAUACUCCUUCCUACGAGAAUGCAGCAUCCUGGACUCUGCGAACAAUCUAUCUUCGAAGCACAACUCAGCCUUAUGCUGCAUGGAUAACAAGUUGUACCGCAAUGCUCACCAUCGACGGCCUCGGACUAAGUGGAGAUCUCGAUGACGAAACUGAGAGUAUAGUCCAUAGGAGACGACUUUUCUGGUCUGCCACUGUUUUAAAUACUUGGGUCUCAAAUGAGUAUGGACGAUCCAAAGUCGAGAUUUCGAAACCGUUGCCCCCUCACUUGACAUCUAGAUCAGGCGACUACACCGAAGAUCUGCUCUACCUCUACAGAAUCUCGCAGAGAUUAGAUCCGAAAAAGCCAUCGACUGCAGCGGAUUUUGAGUCUGGGAUCGCAGAGUUGGUCACCUUUCAACCUCCCGUGGACGCAUUAUUCCUGUCUCAAAGCAACUUAGCACUGGCACUCUACCGGCGACUUCGUUUUGUAGCAUCAACAAUUUCAGAUGAGACUAUCACAACGGUCAUCACGCUCGGUAAUGCGGGGUUAGACGCAGUGCUACGGCUCAUCGCCAAACGACAACCAUGGUGGCAUGUAGCCAAUGUUCCAUUCCAGUUCAUAUGCACGCUACUUGUGAUUGAUACGGAAGAAGCAUUAGAGCACUUGAGGCGGGCUGUUGAUACUCUACAGGCUGUGGCUGAGUGCUUUCCUACUCGGUCUCUCACUGACACGGUACACUCUGUGAGGAAGCUGAUCCAAUUGGCGUGUAAGCAGAAGCGAGGGCAACUCGGCCUCCUGGAGCAGAGCUUAGCACCACGCAAACCGAUGGCAACUACGCAGCAAGUUCAAUUGGGAUUGGAAAAUGACCAGGGAGAGCCUGUCACGAAUUGGUCUCCUGAAUCAAUGGACUUCACAGAUUUCGACUGGGAGAAGUUCUUCAGCACGGAUGUAUCAGUUUUGGAGUAUCCGAUACCCACUGUAUGAAGAAUUUUGAGUCCCAGUUGAUGCGAAUACGCUCAUAUUUGAUCGUGGAUUCUCUCACUGCUUCCUUCCUAUAGAGGUGAUCCAUGGUAUGAAGUAACUACACCAUAGCCGGUAACGACAUAGGGCAUGCACAUGUAGUCCGUGAUAACAUUGCGAGGAGUCCUUACCCCACAAUUCCGACCAUAAGAGAGCGGAGACAGGACGGGAAUAGACUGCCGCGCUGCACAAAUGGGCGCGAAGGCAAUUCCAAAGUGCGAAGUGUUGGCAAGCCUUAAUUCAACCUGUGGCUAUUAAAGGAUCACCUUGGGGAUUGCAAGAGUUGCUUGCAAGGUGUGUGAUAAUGUCCUGUGUCUGGGACUACACGAUGGAUUUGUAACACCCAGCUUUGCUCCUUGUUGUUCGUGGCUUCGUUCACGAGAUACCUUGUGUACUCAUCACCAGAUAAGAGCAUUAACGGGAUCAACAACAGUGUUCCUCCCAUGGCAGAAGUUGGCGAUAUGUAUGCAUGUGGAAGUAGAUAAACAUUGAAUGAACAAGCUGCAAGCCAGCGUGGCUAUCGAACUGUGCGAUUAAGCCAGGGCGUUACUCGCACAAGGAAACGAGGCGAUUGCAUCGGGUGUUAGAAACUAUAAAGUCUCCGGAUUCGCUUGUAGCUUGCUUGUAAUUUCAACGUAUCUUUUGAGAACGGAAAG
This is a messenger RNA of Cadophora gregata, 2545 nucleotides long. RefSeq lists its product as uncharacterized. Gene Ontology annotation, molecular function: DNA-binding transcription factor activity, RNA polymerase II-specific; zinc ion binding; DNA binding. The coding region runs from base 174 to 1853 and encodes 559 amino acids. The record is from RefSeq and is a predicted model, not a curated record. NCBI's taxonomy places the organism in Eukaryota, Fungi, Ascomycota, Leotiomycetes, Helotiales, Ploettnerulaceae. Gene Ontology annotation, biological process: DNA-templated transcription; response to xenobiotic stimulus; regulation of DNA-templated transcription. The transcript is spliced from 2 exons.